Molecule: messenger RNA, 1233 nt
Organism: Lotus japonicus
Lineage: Eukaryota; Viridiplantae; Streptophyta; Magnoliopsida; Fabales; Fabaceae
Product: F-box protein FBW2-like
Exons: 5
Coding region: 249-1175 (308 amino acids)
Source: RefSeq, a predicted model, not a curated record
UUUGCUUGCUACGUAGAUACAACAUCACCAUCUAUUUUUUCUUCUAGUGUUUUCUGCUCUACUAUUUAGCUAUCUUCCUCCAACAUAUAUAGUUUUGUUCCUCUUUCAAGUGAUUUCAUUUGACGCUUUGAGUUGAUUACUAGUUAAAUUCUUGCAUAAUUUGGAUCCAGGAAGGUUCACUAGGCACAGCCCAAAAAUUCCCUCUGGUCCAAGAAGGUUCAUUAGGCACAGCCCCAUCCUCUGGCUCUAUGGAAAUGACAUCUGAUUUUCGUCCUUGGGAUGAGUUAUUUAUAACAGACGCUUUUGGAAAUAUCUUUUCAAGGCUUUCUUUCGAAGAAAAAAUGAAUGUGAUCCCCUUGGUAUUUAAAUCAUGGCACCAAGGAGCAAAGAGACCAUGCCAUUGGCAAGAGAUAGAAAUUGAGGAUUGGAGUAGCAGUCAUGAGCCUGACCAAAUUGAUCGGAUGGUUGAAAAUAUGCUUAGGAUAAGCAAUGGAUCCUUAAAAAAGUUUUGUGUUUCUGGAGUUCAGAAUCAGAGAGUUUUGAUGUUGAUCGCGGAAAAUGCUGGAUCCCUCCAAACUCUAGGGCUGCCAAGAAGCAACCUAAGUAAUUCUAUAAUGGAAGAAUUUACUUCGAAGCUCAAAUUGAUAACUUCCUUAGAUGUGAGCUAUUGUAUCCAAAUUGGCUCCCAAGCGCUGGAGACCAUUGGCAAGAAUUGCAAGCAGCUCGAAGUGUUGCGACGGAACAUGCACCCAAAUGAUACAUUCGGCAAGCCCUUGAAAGAUGAUGAGGCAUUGGCAAUUGCCUCAAACAUGCCAAAGAUAAAGCGAUUAGAGAUGACCUACAAUCUGAUGACCAAUACAGGCAUUCUUCAAAUUCUGUCAGGCUGUCAUGAGCUAGAACAUUUGGACCUCAGGGGUUGCUCAGGUGUCAAUAUUGGCGAUAUCUUUGUCAAUGAGAAUCAUCCAAGGCUCCAGGUUCUAGGGCCUCACGUGGUAGAUAUCUACAUGGGGGAUGAUGAUGAAGAGGCCUCUGAUGCCUCAGAAUUGGAAGAUCUUAACACUCAUCUGGAGGAUUUUGCUGUAUACUCUGAUGGAGAGCUUCAAGUUGAAGAAGGUUGGGGGUCUAACGAAGGACCUGGAGGUUCUAGAUCUGAUGAGUCUUCUUCAUCUUCAUAAACCCUAGUAUUCCUUGUGAAUGGCUAGAUUUUAAUUUGCAUCUGGAUGUUAUGCACAA